Molecule: messenger RNA, 823 nt
Organism: Pseudomyrmex gracilis
Lineage: Eukaryota; Metazoa; Arthropoda; Insecta; Hymenoptera; Formicidae
Product: THAP domain-containing protein 1-like
Exons: 2
Coding region: 83-694 (203 amino acids)
Molecular function (GO): sequence-specific DNA binding
Source: RefSeq, a predicted model, not a curated record
UGCGUGUAUGAUCAGUACGCGAAUGUACAACUCGGGCCUUGUUAAAGUAAAAAAGUAACAUCGUAAACAUCACUGUGUAAACAUGCCGAGCUCUUGUUGCAUUCCACAGUGUAAAAAUAUCACAAAAAAUGGAUUUCAUUUAUUUCGAUUUCCAUUAAAUCGCCCGGAUAUUUUACAACUGUGGAUUGCAGCAAUUGGAAGAGACAAUUUUAAACUUACAAAAUACAGCUUAAUAUGCAGUGCACAUUUUCAAGAAAAUGAUUUUAUGAAAAGACCCAAUGCAAGUGGUGUCCGGUUGAAUAAUCUUGCUGUGCCUUCAAUAUUUUGUGCUCCCAUUUCUGCGGAUGUAACUGCUUCUGCAAUUGAGACUCCGUCAAUUGAAUUCAAUACUACUCUUGCUUCUACAUCUGCUGUGGUGCCAGAAAUCAAAUGGAAAAGUAUUUUAAAACCAAAAGAAGAUAAUUCGAAAGAGAAUACAAGUACUUCUAAUACUACUAUCAAAAUGCACAUGCACAAAUCAAGAACAAUCAUGAGUAAUUCAUUGUUAAAAGUAAAGAAGAUGGAAAUGAGUCCACGGAAGAAAUUAAUGUGGAGGACAAUCAAAUCAUUAAAACAAAAACUGAAGAGAAAAGAAGACAAAAUCAGUUCUUUGAAAAAUUUAUUAAAAACUUUAAGGUAUGACAAGAAAGUAUAGUUCUAAAAUCCUAAAAUAACAUACAUAAGCUUGCAUAUUCAGCUAUUUUGUCAUACCAAGUAAAUUGAUUAAAUAAAGGCUAGUGUAAAUUGUAUAUAUACAGAUAAAUAUUGAACAAUUAAUGCAAAU